GCUGUUGCUAGGAGACGGGGCAGCGCCGCCCCGCCAGCGCUCACGGGUGGGAGCCGCCGCUCCACGGCGGGAUCAUCCCGUUUCGCCGCUCGCCCACGGGCAGGACAACGCCGCCCGCCUCAGCCCCGGCUUCCCCCGCCUGGGCGGUGAUAUGGCGGGCGGCAGCGCGGCCUCUUCACGGCGGCCACCGUUGUCGCUGGCCGAGGUGGAGCCGGGCAGCGAGAACGAGCGGCUGGGGCUGGCCCGGGACAGCAUGUUCCGCAACCCGCGCAUCCUCAAGGCAGAAGUGGGGAAGCCCCUAAGAAACUGCUACACCCUGCCAGGCUUUGAUUUUGCAUACGGGCUGUACAUCCCCAGGACAGAUGGAGGAGUUCCUGAAGCCAUAGGCCACUGGAACACAGUGAAUCAGAACAGGACUGAUUUAGUUCAGAAGAUGCCUCGAGACUUCAUCACCAUGAACCGUGGUGCUCUGAAGGCUGGUUAUACCACAGCCCGUGAAUACAAUUUGUACUACAAGGACAAGGACAUUAGGCGCAAAGAAGAAGAAUGCACUCGCCUCAAGAAAGGUCCUAUUAAACUGCCUGCAGACAUGACUUUCGGCAUCCCAGCACGGCCUCCCACUCCCAUUUUUGACAUCCUCCAACACAGAUACAAGGAGCUGUGGAUGGAGCAGCAGAGAGCACUGACAGUAGCCCAGCGAGUGGAAACAAAAAAGUUACAGAAAGGCAAACCGCGUGAAACUCGCACAACACUUCUGCGAAAAAACCCACAACCCACUAAGAAGGAGUCCUUCUGGCACCUGCCCCGCUUGGAGAAGAAGCAGCAUCCAAGGGAGGAGGAACAGCUCGUUCUGCACAGCCUCUGCAGAUUUUUUGUGCUCCUUUCUCACUACGUUAACCUGGAAGGUUUGCAGAUCUAACAGGCGUGGACCGUAUUGGAACUUGGAUCAAGAAAUUAAUGGCUUAGUUGAGUUUCAACACACAGUUGAGUUCUCUUGAAUAUCCAUAAACGUUUACCCAGUUCAAAUCAGUAACAAUCCAGAGAAAGUUUACUGUUUCCAAAGACACUUGGUACCCUCCAAACUUUAACCAUCUCUGUAAAAUUGGGUUCUACACCAUUGGUGGUGGAAUGGCCUUCAAGGACAAGCUGGCCUAACCCUUCAGCCAAACCCAGGGCCUCCAGGAGUCACUCUCAAUGCCUCUUUCACGAAGGUGACAAUAGAGAGCAGUGCUCCAAAGAGGUAAGGGAGCUUGUUCUUGCAGUGUUUCUGUCCUCAUGAAACCACUUUCCUAGGCUCUUCCAUGCUCUGGCUACUACAUAAAUUGCUCAUGACCUGGGAACAACUUCAGAUUCUGAGAGCCCAUUGCCCUGACCACAGCCCUAUUUGGACUAUUUUUCCAUGUGACCUGUGGCUGGUGCAAGGGUGUGACAUGUCCUCAAGGCAUUCAUCAUCCUUCUUGUCACUCAGUUGCUGCCUGUCAUCUCCAUAUCGUGACAUAUUUGAUAGUCACAAUACAAACCAGUAAGUCAACGCUGACCACUCCACAAUAGAUUUCCAGGGCUCUGUCAAAUCAGCCUAGGAGGAUUCUGGUAGUAACACCUCACACUUCAAUGUAGGACAAAAUUCACCCAUGUAUCAAAAUAGCCUCACAUACCACGUGUCACUGACACACACCAGGGUUUUUCCUUUGCUCGUUAGAGAAUUCCAACUCACACAGACAUUCAAGGUGGCUUUCCUAGGAGAAGAGUCUUGUUUACUUGACCAAAAAGGGAGAGGAAAGAAAAUGCAGCAACUUUGGACACCACUUUUGUCAACAUGCACUGCCUUCCCGAGCAGAUGAAAAGAGCUGCGCUCGAUGCGCGAUAUGAAUAAGCGAUAAGCAAUUGACGAGCGAGUGUUCGGGUACCUUGGCAAAAGACUUAAUUUGCAACCUGGCACAAAAUCAAAGGCUCUGUCAACGGCUGAGCGGCUCUCCCGCGUGUGCCUCGCGUUACCUGGGAAAGCUCUGUCAGGUAAACUUCCACUGAAAGUAAUUAGAGGAAUCCCCACUGUAUAAACUUUGCAGCAAAAUUCUGGGCUCCAGAAUUUGAUUCUCACCAGGGAUCCGAUAUCUGCUCCCAGCCUGAUCCUUCAUCAGAAUUAACGGCUGAGUUUUAACACAUACACACAAAAAUGUUCCACAUUUUUUUUUAAUGCUCUACCUCUAUUUUUGUCUGAAGAGCUGAACUGACAAGCACAGCUCAUGUAAUCUUGCAACUGUUGUCUUGUCUGAAAAGCCAUAGAUUCUGCCUAAAUAACCUGGGCUUGAUAUGUGCAGCAUGUGGUGGGCUGGCUUUUCAGAUACCGUGUUUAUCCUCCCAGGUUUGAGGGCAGCAAAACUUAAUGGAGUGUAAAAGAACUUGUCUCCUGGAGCCUAAAUCAUGCUUAAAGAAUAAAACAAUGAGUUCAA
This is a messenger RNA of Columba livia (rock pigeon), 2450 nucleotides long. RefSeq names its product cilia and flagella associated protein 77 (gene CFAP77). The transcript has 6 exons. Bases 152 to 919 code for a protein of 255 amino acids. The record is from RefSeq and is a predicted model, not a curated record. NCBI's taxonomy places the organism in Eukaryota, Metazoa, Chordata, Aves, Columbiformes, Columbidae.